Molecule: messenger RNA, 1877 nt
Organism: Corticium candelabrum
Lineage: Eukaryota; Metazoa; Porifera; Homoscleromorpha; Homosclerophorida; Plakinidae
Product: phospholipase DDHD1-like
Exons: 8
Coding region: 108-1547 (479 amino acids)
Cellular component (GO): cytoplasm
Molecular function (GO): glycerophospholipase activity; metal ion binding
Source: RefSeq, a predicted model, not a curated record
AUCCGUCAUUUCAAGCAGCGGCGGGGUAGUACUGUGUACAAGUCAGUUUAGCUAAUUAGUCGGAAUCGGACAUAUUUUGUGUUUUUAGAUUGUCUCUUCCUCUGUACAUGUACAUGUCUGAGAUUGAGCAGCCUAGCUUGACCGAUAAUUUUAGUAACUCUAACGGGAGAGAACCAGAGCGAGAACCAGAGCAAGCGAGACGGAGUGACGGUCUGACGGACAGAGCGAAUGUCAAGUCGUUACAACCGACUCCGAAUAUCACAGUGCAAAUCGCACAACCGACUUCGAGUCUCACAGUGAUCGCACAACCGACUUCGAGUCUCACAUUGAUCGUACAACCGACUCCGAGUCUCACAGUGAUCGACGAUGCCUCACAAGACCAUCAUGAUGAUGAGCCAAUUUCAAACCUCCGCAAAACUCGAAAACGCAAGCAUACUUCUUUACAAGAUCUAGAGAAUCCUGCAGAAUCUAGCGAGAAUUCAGAAGAACCAGCGAGUAAGACAAGAUGCUUAUCAUCUGAAGAUGAGUAUGAUGGUAACGUCACUGACACCAACACCUGUGUGUCACACUUGGUAUUGGUUGUGCACGGAAUUGGACAGAAACUCGAGAAUACAGACAUACGAGCAACAACAGAAAUGUAUGACAAGACAAAUACCAUACAGUACAUCUCAAUCUCUAACUUAUUCUGCUGCUUCGACUUCAGCUUUGCCGCUACAGCUGGCAAGGUAGACAGACACAGCAAGAGAAAAGUUCGAAUUCAACCGGUCGAUUGGCGAAGCAAUCUGUUUCUGGAUUUUGAUGUCCUACAGGAGAUCAUUCCUCUGUCAAGUGACAUCAGAACGAUCAGAGAGAAAUCUUUUCUAAGCCUUCUAGACAUCUUCUAUUACAAUAGUCCAGUCUAUGGCCAACAAAUUAUAGAUGAGGCUGUGAGGGUCAUGAACAAGUCGUAUGAUGACAUGUUGACUGAGCAACCUUCAUUUAAGCAUGAUGGUCAAGUAUCUAUUGUUGCUCAUUCUUUGGGAAGCAUCAUCGUCUAUGACAUACUAACAGCUCACUGCUCGGCAUUCGAGAAUUUUCGAAGCAAAGCAACAUUAAAACCUCAAACUAAGCUUAAAUUCAAGGUUAACAAGUUCUUUGCUAUGGGAUCUCCUCUCAGUCUGUUCUUAUCGAUGAGAGACAGAAAGAGCGAAUGGUCUCAAUGUUACGAUCACGAUCCAUUUUGUCUCAAUGAGAUUUGCAGUAGAGCAUACAACAUCAUCGACCCAAACGAUCCCAUAUCGUUCAAAUGGGAUCCGUUGAUUCAAAAUAAUCAGACAGGGAACACAAGUCGUGACAUAAGCACGUUUCUUGGCCAAGAGGAAGAGCAAGAGCAAGUGAGAAAGUAUGAUUACUACGUGAAUGGAACAAAGAUAAACAAGAGAGCGAAGGCUGUUGGUUAUGUUUGGAAGAUUGCUGCUGAAGGCAUAACAGGACUGAGGGCUCACACAAAGUAUUGGAAAAACGAAGGUGUCCUGAAAUUUAUACUGGAGAAGAUCGAAUGCAGUUGAACUUGUGACGCAGAUGACAGGAACAGAAGUGUGUGUGUGUGUGUGUGUGUGUGUGUGUGUGUGUGUGUGUGUGUGUGUGUGUGUGUGUGCCUGCCUGCCUGCGUGUGUGGGCGUGCUGGUGUCUUUUAUUGCCAGGUAACCUGCUGACUUUAUGCUUGCGGAUUCUAAUUAAAUUUGAUCUUGCCCGUUGAUGUAGCGGUUGUGUUAGUAGAUGCUUUGUUUAGGCAAUAUAAAAAGCUUUGUCUAGGAAAAUUGUCAUAGAUACGUCAUGAGUAUAGCAGUAAGAGUAUAAUUAUAAAGAGUACGACAUGAAUGAACAUUGUUACAAAC